AUGUUUAUUUUACGAUACGAACUUGCAGACGAAAAACCCAAUGUGGAUCCUUUAAGCGCUCAGCGUAUACGGGAUUUAGAAUCGAUUGAAAAAUUGAUCGUUGAAAUAAUUAAUACGGCAGCUCAUGCAAUCAUGGGUCUUGCAUUGGACGGGAAACAACCAACACAAGGUGAAGAUGAUUUUGCAAAAAAGGAUAAGGCUGAAAAACUUACCCCUGAACAACAAGAAGAAAGUUUUAAAAAAUAUGCCCAAGAAUUUGCUAAUUUGAUAGAGAAAAUUCAACUUCAAUUGCGUUUCCAAUUUCGGUGUAUGCGGAACAUGGGUAUAACAGCUGGCGACAUACCUUUUCAUACUGUAACAUAUGGAGAAGCCAAAGAAUAUGAAAGUUGGAUGAAUGCCGCAAAAAUCUUACGAAAGAAGCUUGACAAAAUCAGUAUUGCUGCAGAUGGUUUGCAAGAUUCAAAAAGCGAGUUUAUGGAAGUUGAUGAAUAA
Cetraspora pellucida is the source of this 492-nucleotide messenger RNA. The record is from the annotation of a GenBank genome assembly. NCBI's taxonomy places the organism in Eukaryota, Fungi, Glomeromycota, Glomeromycetes, Diversisporales, Gigasporaceae.